Messenger RNA from Salvia splendens (bonfire salvia), 323 nucleotides. RefSeq names its product alpha-soluble NSF attachment protein. Gene Ontology annotation, molecular function: soluble NSF attachment protein activity; syntaxin binding. The transcript is spliced from 3 exons. Gene Ontology annotation, cellular component: SNARE complex; vacuolar membrane. Bases 66 to 323 code for a protein of 85 amino acids. NCBI's taxonomy places the organism in Eukaryota, Viridiplantae, Streptophyta, Magnoliopsida, Lamiales, Lamiaceae. The record is from RefSeq and is a predicted model, not a curated record. Gene Ontology annotation, biological process: SNARE complex disassembly; intracellular protein transport.
CCAUCAAUUUCUGCUUUCAUUCCUGCAAAAAACCAACCGCAGGAAAAUUCGCGUGAAGAAGAAGAAUGGGCGAUCAUCUAGCGAGGGCGGAGGACUUCGAGAGCAAAGCCGUGAAGAAGCUCAGCGGCUGGGGCUUAUUCGGCUCCAAAUUCGAAGACGCAGCCGACUUAUUCGACAAAGCCGCCAACUCUUUCAAGCUCUCCAAAUCAUGGGAUCGAGCGGGAGCAGUUUAUGUAAAGUUGGCUAACUGUCAUUUGAAGUUAGAUAGCAAGCAUGAAGCUGCUAAUGCGUAUGCUGAUGAAUCCGCGAAUUUCUGGUGGUAG